CCGGAGGAUAACUACCCGGAAUCCUCGGAACCGUACGUAAAAUACAAUGCUGUUUUCACAAGAUAAGCUAAGAUGGCGAAGGUAGAAGCUGGGUCAGAAAGUAAAAGAAUUACAAUAUCACAGUUGCCAUUAUACAGUAACCCUGAACCAAAGAAGUAUGAGGACGUCAGUAGUACUGGUACACUCAGAACGACAUUGAAGGGGUAUGUGUCGCCUGUCACCCGUGCCCUUCUACCAGGGCUGACAUAUGUCAAGGCUGGGACAGAACGUGCAAAAGAAAUUGGGCAGACAGGCUAUGCACACACAAUGACUUCAGUCCAGGUGAUCCAAAACGACCCGUAUGGUCCGGCAUCUGUCGGAGGUGGUGCUGUCUGUGGAAUCCUUCUUGGUAUCAGAGGAGGGAAAAUAAUGAAAUCAUUGCUGUCGGUUAGUGGAGCUGCUCUUGGAGGGUAUAUGUAUUACUACCAGCCAUGGAAUCAAGCAUCCGAGAUCUUCAGUAAUUUACAAAAAAGCAUAGAAGAUCUUGUUUCACCUUCAAAAGAAAAGAAAGCAUCACCUGAAACAAAAACACCAACAGAAACAAAGAAAGACAGUUAAAACGAUUCCAUACAGUGAUUUUUAUGUUUCUUGUAUCAUAUGUAUAUUAAAUGCUAUAUAAAGAG
Pecten maximus is the source of this 662-nucleotide messenger RNA. RefSeq lists its product as uncharacterized. The coding region runs from base 73 to 597 and encodes 174 amino acids. The transcript has 8 exons. NCBI's taxonomy places the organism in Eukaryota, Metazoa, Mollusca, Bivalvia, Pectinida, Pectinidae. The record is from RefSeq and is a predicted model, not a curated record.